Acanthosepion pharaonis is the source of this 912-nucleotide messenger RNA. Lineage: Eukaryota; Metazoa; Mollusca; Cephalopoda; Sepiida; Sepiidae. The record is from the annotation of a GenBank genome assembly.
AUGGACAUCAGCAUGUCGGUUCACCUCUUUCUUGUUCUUUCUUCUUCUUCUGAGUCCUCAUCAUUUUCUUCUUCAUCUUAUCUUCUUUUUCAUUUUCUUUUUCUUCUUCUUCUUUUGACAAUUUCUUCUAAAUCUGAGUCUUCUGCUUCAGAAUCGUCUUUUAAGGCUUUUUCUUCUUCUUUUUUUUCUUCUUCUUCUUCUUCUUCUUCCGAUCUUCUUCAGUGUUUUCUGUGUCUUUUUUUUUUUUCUCCGUCUGAACCUUCUUCUUCUGAGUCUUCUUCGGUGUCUUCUUCUUCUUCGGCGUCUUCUUCUCCCGAGUCUUCUUUCGAGACUUUUUCUGAUUUUUCCGCGUCUCCUUCUUGUAAGUCUUCCUUUUCUUCUUCUUCUUCUUUUUCUUCUUCUUCCGAAUCUUUUUUUCUUCUGAGUUUUCAUCUCCUUCUUUCUCUGAGUCAUCUAUUUCUUUCUUUUUCUUCUUUUAUGUCUGAUUCUUCUCUUGAGCUUUCUUCUUUUUCUUUCUCUCUGUUUUUCUCUUCUGAGUUUUCUUCUUCUACGUCUUCUGAGUUUUUCUUCUCAUUUGCCAUUUUUUGCAUUUCAUUGAUUCCCACUGCUUUCUUUCUUUCAAUUCCUUUUCUGUUUGCAAUCUUUGUUUUCUCUUUCAUUUCUUCUAUUAGCUUUUUUCUAUCGAUUUUCCUUUCUAUAUUUCGUUUCUUUUUCUUAAUUCAUUCGAUAUUCUUUCUUUCUUUAUCCUGUGGAAACUCUCUUUUUUAUUUAUCUGGUUUUCCAUUUUUCUUUUUCUUUACUGUUCUUUCUGGAACAGAUCUUAUCGCUUUUUUUUUCCAUUCAAAUUCUACUCCCCUUACAUUUCUCACAAUUCCAUUUUCUUUUUUUUUCUUCUUUUUACCCAUUUUUUAG